GGUGGGGGCGUCGGUAGCGCUCCCUCCUUCGUCUUCGCAACCCCCGCCUCACAGAAUCGGGCUCACGCCAUCUUGCGCCCCCCCCCCCCCCGCCCCACCCGAGCCACCUUUUCUCUUUCGAAACUCUCAGCCCCCCACCCCGCCCCUUUCCAAGCGUGUCCCGGGCCGCAGGAGCAGAAACCGCACCAUCUCCACCCCCACAUUCUCCACGCGGGACGCGCAGCCGUGCCUACAAGUGUUCCUAAAGCAGAGAUGAAUAAUACUGCAGCCAGCCCAAUGUCUACUACCACUUCAAGUAGUGGAAGAAGUACAGGGAAGUCUAUAAGCUUUGCAGCAGAUUUACAGAGUAUGAUGUUUUCUUUAGGGGAUGCUAGGAGGCCUCUUCACGAAACAGCAGUUUUGAUAGAAGAUGUGGUACACACUCAGUUAAUUAAUCUGUUACAGCAAGCUGCUGAAGUUGCUCGGCUUCGGGGAGCAAGGGUAAUCUCUGAUGAAGAUCUUCUGUUUUUGAUGCGCAAAGAUAAGAAAAAACUUAGAAGACUGCUAAAAUACAUGUUUUUCCGAGACUACAAAUCAAAGAUUAUCAAAGGCAUAGACGAGGAUGAUCUUCUGGAAGACAAAUUGAUUGGCAGCAAUAAUGCGAGCAAAAGACAAAAAACUACUCAAGACUUUCUCAACUCUAUUGACCAAACAGGAGAACUCUUGGCAAUGUUUGAAGAUGAUGAAAUUGAUGAAGUUAAACAAGAAAGAAUGGAGAGAGCAGAAAGACAAACUCGAAUUAUGGAUUCAGCUCAAUAUGCAGAAUUCUGUGAAAGUCGACAAUUAAGUUUCUCCAAAAAAGCCUCCAAAUUUCGAGACUGGUUGGACUGCAGUAGCAUGGAGAUAAAACCCGAUGCUGGCGCUAUGGAAAUUUUAGCAUAUUUAGCACAUGAAACUGUGGCACAGUUAGUGGAUCUGGCUCUUCUUGUGAGGCAGGACAUGGUAGCCAAGGCAGGAGACCCCUUCAGCCACGCCAUUUCUGCAACCUUCAUUCAGUAUCACAACUCUGCUGAGGGGUCUUGCCUGAAGUCCUACCCAGACUCCCCUGAGAACACACCUCCUCCUACACCAACAGCUCCAUCAUCUGGAUCACAGCACUCAGGGAAAACCACAUCAGGAUCCCUAGGGAAUGGGAGCGCUGGACAAGAGUCAGCUAAAACCAAGCAAAAGAAAAGAAAAAAGAACACUGCGGCCUGUGGUGUUGAGGCCCACAGCGAUGCCAUCCAGCCCUGCCACAUCAGAGAGGCCGUUCGACGCUACGGCCACAAGAUUGGCCCCCUUUCCCCGUUCACAAGUGCCUACCGCAGGAAUGGGAUGGCUUUUCUGGCCUGCUGAUGUGACUGUGACUGCAACAACAGGAAAGGCAAUGUUAUAUUAAGGUUUGAGACAAAGGAAACAAAAUUAAAAGGACAGUCAGUUUCCCCCUUGCUCUAUCCCACCAACUUUACUUUCCAACAUCUGCUGACUGUAUCUACAUGCAUUUUAGAGACAAAUAUCCAUUUUAUAAACUCGCGCUAAUCAAAGACCUAAUUGACCUGGUGAGCUGUCUGUUCCCAUCUUCUCUUCUUUUCACCCUGCUUAGAGGAUAUGUGUCAUUUUCAUGCCCUUUUCCCAACUUCCUGCGUGUCUGCCUAUCAUGUGUGCUCUCCUCACAUAGACCCUCUUCCCCCGUCUUCAUUUCUCUCCUUUCCCUAUCCCUCCAGUCCCCAGGCCCACCCUCACACACAGGCUGUGCCCAUUUAGAAGCAAAGUAAUCAGAAUCAAUAGGAGGGGAGCCGGUGGCUUGCUUCCUCCCGGCCAAGCAC
This is a messenger RNA of Ceratotherium simum simum (southern white rhinoceros), 1844 nucleotides long. NCBI's taxonomy places the organism in Eukaryota, Metazoa, Chordata, Mammalia, Perissodactyla, Rhinocerotidae. The record is from RefSeq and is a predicted model, not a curated record.